AUGGCCAGCUUUGGAGGGUUCCUGUAUGCAGCAAUGCUGCUUCUUUUGUGCAUUUUCCAUGUGGAUGUCGUAAGGGGACAAAGCACUCACCCUACUGAAGCAACUGCUCUCAACGCUAUCAAAGGUAGGGAGGUGUUUCAGAUGAAUCUUUCUGGAACUUUGGCACCAGAGGUUGGUCUUCUGUCUGAGCUGAUAAAUUUGAACUUUAUGUGGAACAAUUUGACUGGUCACAUCCCGAAAGAUAUAGCCAAUAUCACAACGCUCAAACUUUUAAAUUUGAAUGGCAAUCAACUAUCUGGUUCCAUACCAGAUGCGAUUGGCUAUCUCGGAAACUUGAAGAGAUUGCAAAUCGACCAAAACCAAAUAUCUGGACGAAUACCUAAAUCGUUUGCUAAUUUAAUGAGCAUGCAACAUCUUCACAUGAACAACAAUUCAUUAAGUGGUCAAAUCCCAUCUGAGCUGUCCAAAAUGCCUAGUCUCCUUCAUCUUCUUGUGGAUAAUAAUAAUUUAUCUGGGCCUCUUCCUCCAAAAUUAGCGGAGACGCAUAGUUUGAAAAUAUUUCAGGCUGAUAAUAAUAACUUCAGUGGAAGUUCCAUCCCUGCUUCAUACAACAACAUACGAACACUUACAAAGAUGAGUCUUAGGAAUUGCAGUUUGCAAGGAGUUAUUCCUGAUCUAAGCGGCAUACCUGGACUUAGCUAUUUGGAUCUUGGCUGGAACCAACUGACAGGAUCUAUACCAACUAAUAGGCUGGCUUCAAAUAUCACUACAAUUGACUUAUCGCAUAACUUUCUUAAUGGAACUAUUCCGAGAAACUUCUCCGGGCUGCCUAAUCUUCAGUUCUUGGACUUUCAAAACAACUCCCUUGACACUAUUCCAGAUGAAUUUGAGCCUCCAAAAGCUGUUGUUCUUCUGCUUUUUGGAAACCCUGUAUGUGAUGCUUCCAAUGCAGCUCGAGCAGCCAGACUUUGUCAACCCACAUCUGUAAACAAAGUACCGUCUGGGCCACAAGUUAUUAUAGACUGUGUUGCUUGCUCGACGGAUAAAAAUUAUGAAUACAAUCCAUCGUCCCCAAUACCUUGCAUCUGUGCUGUGCCUGUCGGAGUUGGAUUUCGACUGAAGAGUCCGGGGAUCUCAGAAUUCCGCCCCCACAAAGAAUUUUUUGAGUUCAACUCAACCUCUCAAUUAGGCCUGAGUAUUUACCAGCUAUACAUUGAGGAUUACAUAUGGGAGGCUGGUCCAAGGCUGAAUAUGAAUCUGAAGUUAUUCCCAAAUAAUACUAAUUUAUUCACUAUGUCAGAGGUUAUGCGGCUCAGGCAAUUACUUGCUGGAUGGGAGAUAACUCUACCAGAUGUUUUUGGUCCGUACGAGCUUCUCAAAUUCACCUAUGCAGACGAAUUUCCAACUGUGAUAUCAUCAGGUUUAAGUAAGGGUGCACUAGCAGGGAUUUUGGUAGGAACAGUUACUGCUGCUAUUGCAGUGUCUGUAGCUUCUACAGUUUUUAUAAUGAGAAAACGCCCGAUACAUCGAACAGUUUCGAGGCGGUCAUUACUAUCGAGGUUUUCUGUCAAGGUUGAUGGUGUGAGAUGCUUCACAUUUGAAGAAAUGGCUAGAGCAAGCAAUGCUUUCGAUGAUUCAGCUGAAGUUGGUCAGGGAGGUUAUGGAAAAGUAUAUAAAGGAAAACUAGCUGAUGGAACAGUCGUUGCAAUCAAACGAGCACAUGAAGAUUCUCUGCAAGGUUCAAAGGAAUUUUGCACAGAAAUAGAACUGCUGUCAAGAUUGCAUCAUCGUAAUUUGGUAUCCUUGAUUGGCUAUUGUGAUGAACAGUGUGAACAGAUGUUGGUGUAUGAAUUCAUGCCAAAUGGCACCCUACGUGAUCAUCUUUCUGUAAUUUCUAAAAGACCUCUAAACUUUGGUCAGAGGCUACAUAUUGCACUGGGCGCUGCGAAGGGAAUCCUCUAUCUACACACCGAGGCAGAUCCUCCUAUAUUCCACCGUGAUGUUAAGGCCACCAACAUUCUACUGGACUCCAAGUUUGUCGCGAAGGUGGCUGACUUUGGUCUUUCAAAGCUUGCUCCGGUCCCAGAUGUUGAAGGAACAUUGCCAGCCCAUAUCUCUACCAUUGUUAGGGGCACUCCAGGGUAUCUCGAUCCAGAGUACAUCCUAACUCAUAAAUUAACCGAAAAAAGUGAUGUUUAUAGCCUUGGUGUUGUGCUUCUUGAACUGUUGACCGGGAUGAAACCAAUCCAGUUCGGAAAAAACAUCGUUAGAGAGGUAAAGUCAGCUUACCGUUCCGGAGACAUUGCUGGAAUCCUCGACAGCCGAAUGUCCUCGUGCCCUCCAGAAUGCGCCACGAGGUUCCUCUUGCUGGCCUUGAAGUGCUGCCAGGACGAGACCCAUGCAAGGCCUUAUAUGGCCGAGAUCGUUAGGGAGCUCGAUGGCAUCCGGAGUGUGUUGCCGGAAGAGGAUCUCUUCUCCGUGAACUCCAUAAUUACAGGCUCCUCGGUCACAUUGGCUAAUUCUGCACCGGACUCCCAGGCAGCGACCACCAGGGAACUCUUCAACUCAUUACAGGCCUCCAGUAGCGGGCAGGCCUAUAGCGGCAUCCUUUCUGGGACAUUGUCUCCUCGUUAGCAUCACGGCUAGUGUUUUUUGAGUUGUAAAUGGGUGUAGAUAGUAGGCAUGCCAGCAGUUCUUAACAUGGAAUGGGUGUUGAUGUUUUAUGUUGCAGA
Messenger RNA from Lolium rigidum, 2732 nucleotides. Its product is annotated as probable LRR receptor-like serine/threonine-protein kinase At1g06840. The record is from RefSeq and is a predicted model, not a curated record. Bases 1 to 2634 code for a protein of 877 amino acids. The transcript is spliced from 19 exons. NCBI's taxonomy places the organism in Eukaryota, Viridiplantae, Streptophyta, Magnoliopsida, Poales, Poaceae. Gene Ontology annotation, molecular function: protein kinase activity; protein binding; ATP binding. Gene Ontology annotation, biological process: protein phosphorylation.